AUGCCAGUAACACCUGUACUCAACAAAAAAGCCGCCAUCGAGCGAACAACAACAACGCCAAUUCCAAAUCCAAUCCAUGGCAGCCCCAAAGCGACACCCCUCCAAGGCGCCAUCAUCGCUCUCGGUAUCAUUUCCGGUCUCCUAAUUUUCGGCAUCUUACUAUUCAUGGUUCUGUACUGCCAUUACAAAAACCAAAGAAUGGAAGAUGAACCUAUCGCUAGACCGCCAUUCCCCCCACGUCAAGGUCCCUUCCCACAAGCGAGACGACCGCUGCCAAAUCCUUACGGAAGACCACAAAUGAACAACGAUCCGAGGAAUCUGGAGCAGCAACACGUUCCUGGGAUGCCGGUUGGGUCGAGAGAUGUACAUUCAGCAGCUGCCAAUAGACAAAGAACCUUCUCCGCACAAUCUGGAAGACGUAGCCAGUUGCAGGGUGAAAAUGACGUGGAUGGAGUAGCAACUCAACGACAAGGACCUUUAUCCGCUCACUCUCCUCGUCACAGUCAAAUGCUACCUGGAGAUAUCGACGCAGCGGCAGCGGCUCAACGACAAAGUGCCUUCUCUGGAAACCCAGCUCGUGGCAGCCAGAUGAUGGGAGAAAUGGACCCGAAUGUAAGGAUGGCCCAGAGGCCGAGAGGCUUUUCUGCGCGAUCUGCUAGACAUAGUCAGAUACAGGGAGAUAAGCAACAGGGUGAUAUGUAUGGUGUCUAUGGAUCUGGUCUUGGUGGUAUGCAGGGUCUUCACCCUAUGACUCCACAGGCUUACAAUCAAGGUGCUUAUCAUCAAGGAGAGGGGUAUGCAAUGCCGAUGCAAAUGCCUGUCCCGGAUCCGGUGGCGACUCAGCGGGAGGGAAGAGAUGAGUAUUCGGUUGAGGAUCCACAAUCCGAGGUGGAGGGUAGGAGGACUUCGAGGGUUUUGCCUGGUCAUCCUCCGCCUGGUAGUCGACAGAGUAGACUUUCGGUUUCUGGUGAGCUUGGGGGGAGACGGGAGGGAUUGUGA
Molecule: messenger RNA, 999 nt
Organism: Hymenoscyphus albidus
Lineage: Eukaryota; Fungi; Ascomycota; Leotiomycetes; Helotiales; Helotiaceae
Source: the annotation of a GenBank genome assembly